UGCAGGCCCAACGGUCAGAGAGGAAGUUAAGGUUAGUUCGUUUGCUACUAGCCGGCUAACUUGCUAAAAAAGUAAACAAGUCUGCGGAAUGAGGUGAAAUACAACCGCGGGACGAAGCUUUUCAACUAUGAAGGAAGACAAGGAAAACGCUCGGCCCAAGGAGAGAAAGGUGGAAAUAAAGUGUGAAGAUGGAGAAAAGACGGAGAAGUCCAAGGAAAAGAAAGAGGCCAUGACAAAGAUCGUGAUCAGACGAUUACCACCUAGUCUGACCAAGGAGGAGCUGGAGGAGCAGUUGCAGCCUCUCCCAGAGGUGGACUACCUGGAAUUCUUCUCCAAUGACACCAGCCUGUACCCUCACCUCUUUGCAAGGGCUUACAUAAACUUCAAAAACCAAGAGGAUAUUGUUCUCUUCAGAGAUCGAUUUGAUGGAUACGUGUUCAUUGACAGCAGAGGACAGGAGUAUCCUGCCAUCGUGGAGUUUGCACCUUUCCAAAAGACGGCCAAGAAAAGAAGCAAGAAGAAGGAUGCAAAGUGUGGAACAAUUACUGAAGAUCCUGAUUACAAGAAGUUUCUUGAAUUUUACAAUGGUGAUGAAGACAAGUUGGCAUCAACACCUGAGACCCUGCUGGAAGAGAUUGAGGCAAAGUCAAAGGAACUUGUUGCUAAAAAAACAACUCCUCUGCUGGACUUCCUGAAGAAUAAACAGAGAAUAAGGGAGGAAAAGAAAGAGGAGAGAAGAAGGAGGGAGCUUGAACGCAAGCGUCUGCGUGACGAAGAGCGUCGCAAGUGGAGGGAGGAGGAGAGAAGGAAGCGCAAAGAGGCCGAUAAGAUGAAGAGACUUGAGAAACCACUGGAGAAAGAUAAGGACCAAGUUAAAGAGGAACCAAAGAUUAAGCUCCUGAAGAAGCCUGACAGAGGGGAGGAUGCUGAUUCUGAAAAGCCCAAGGAAAAGGCCAAGAAGCCAGAGAGGCCGAAUAAAGAGGAGAGAUCCACAGGGAGCAGUGAUCAUAAGAGGCGUCAGCACGGUGAAAACAAGGAGGAUCGAGGAAGGAAAGGGGACGAAGAUGGGAGGAAGGAGUUCAGGGAGCGUGACCCAGAUCGAGAUAGAGAGCGCGAUCGGGAGAAGGAGAGGCGGCAGAGAGAGAAGGAGCGCAUCAGGCGACAGGACGAAGAUCGGCGGAGAAGGAGGGAACGGCAGGAUGGAGAGAACUCAUGCAGGAAACGGGAGGAUGAGGUCAAAAAAGAUAAAGAGCGUGUCUUGGAGAAGAAAAAGGGUGAUAACACUGGAGACUCCGCUCACUCUGAGAGGCCUGAGAAACCUGCCAAAGACAAGAAGGAGGACAGUGGUAAAAGAGAGCGACUGAGAAAUAAGGACCGUCCUGCGAUUCAGCUGUACCAGCCAGGAGCAAGAAGCCGAAAUCGAGGUGGAGGAGGAGGAGGAGGAGGAGGAGGAGGAGGAGCAGAAUCCAGCCCCGCUGACAGGAAGCCAGACACUGAGACCCAAAAAGUGGCUGACAAAGGAGACGAUUGAGCAGAUUUCUACUUAUGGCAUUUUAAGUUUGGUGAGGAGAGGGGAGACAGGCCUGUGAGGCUCAGAGCAGCGCUGUGGCGCCUCAGGGUGACACGCACUGCAUUUCAAGCAGGGCUGCAUCCGGCUCUCCCGGUCUCAGAGGCAGAGAUGCGAUUGUGGAGCCUCUUAGUGCCUGAAUGUGACCCUCUUUAGUUUAAUUUGUUAGGAGAGGUAACAGUAACCUUUGGAAAGAGUUUGGCUGCAGGGCACACUGGGCGGAGCCAAAGCUUUCUUGGACCAUAUGAGCUCAAAGUGACCUUAUUUCAGUAUUGUUUCUCCAAUGUUAGGUGUCAUACACACGACAACAUGUCAGUUCAUAUCACAGGUGUAAACCUACCAAUUACUCAACAUGUCAGCAUUGCCAAGCCCAUCAGUAUUGUUUAUACACUGUCUCGAUAUCUGUUGUUGCAUUGCCAUUUUCAGUUUGAAGUGUACACAUUGAAGUUACAUCUUACUCUGCCCGGGGGUUAGACAAUCCUAAUGUAUGUGCAGAGCUUUAAUUCAAAGCUUUCAUGGUCUGUAACUGUAAAACCGCCUCAGACACAACAGUCUGUGCUCACCUGGUUUGGGAUCAUGUGUUUUGUUCAUACAGUGACCGAGGAGAAAUAGCCAUUCCUGCCUAGACUGCCAUGUGACAGCCUCGCCUGCAUGCAGACCUUAAUCAGAGAUAUCAACCUGUGGCCUUUCCCCCUUUUUUCUAAUGUGAAACUCCCCUUAAACAUUAACGUGUGAUGCACUAAACUGAAUGCAGCAUGAGAACGCAUCCCUGCUGGUGAUGCUAACAUACAGUUGCUACUUUUGACUGGAAAUAAAAGAGGCCUUUGCUAAUGUGUA
Messenger RNA from Epinephelus lanceolatus (giant grouper), 2404 nucleotides. RefSeq names its product UPF3B regulator of nonsense mediated mRNA decay (gene upf3b). Gene Ontology annotation, biological process: nuclear-transcribed mRNA catabolic process, nonsense-mediated decay; positive regulation of translation. Lineage: Eukaryota; Metazoa; Chordata; Actinopteri; Perciformes; Serranidae. Gene Ontology annotation, cellular component: cytoplasm; nucleolus. Gene Ontology annotation, molecular function: mRNA binding. The record is from RefSeq and is a predicted model, not a curated record.